CGGAAGCGGGGCGGCCCCGCUCUGCGGCCCGGUGAGCCCUGAGCUGGUGGUUCCCAGAGCCCGGGGGUUUCUUUUCAGUUAUUAAAAAUAAAUAUUCAUCACUCAGCCAUUCUUUUCCAGGCGCAGAUCCUGUUCGGGAGCGCUUUAAUGUCCGUAGCAGCACACCCGGCUCCGUGCUGCGUUCCCAGCCCCGCAGAUGAAUUUCGGGUUGUUUAUAAGUUUAGCAGAGGGCAGCCCAAGGCGGGGGCUGAAGGAGCGGCUGUGAUAUUUUAUAAAAAACCCUCUGCUAGGAUUUUUCCCUCCUCGGGAAAGAAAUGCAAGAAGUGUCUGCUGCUGUGGAAUGCAGCAGCUCCGGAGCGCCAGGCCGCGCAGGAGGAGGAGGAGGCGGCUCCUGAGGAAGGCCGUGAGGCAGUGCCAGGCCCCGGGGAGAGCUCCGGGGCCUUCAGCCCCGCAGGUCCAGAGUAUCAAGAUGGAGGGGGCCAAUCUUCCGUGGAGACGUCCAAAGUGCUGCAUGAAAUCCUGGGGGAGCUGAAGAUGAUUCUAGGAGGUGUGAGGAGCCUGAGCCUGAGCAGCGCUGUCAGCAGGAGAUCCGCCGGGAGCGGCGGGGCAGAGCCGGGCGCCGUGCUGGGCAGGGCAGACACCAACGCUGCGGAGGGCAGUUCCUUCAAGACCUACUGCAUCGAAGGCAUUUUGGCCAUCCUCGGCUCGAUACUGCUGGGAAUGGUGCUGUGUUGUGCGUUCCAUUUUUGGAGGAAGAGGAAGAAGUGAGCCGGUGGGGCGGAGGGCAGCUGCCGAGGCAGCUGGGGGUGGCACGAGGUGUUUGGAGCUCUGAGUGCCCAGGAAGUCACUGUGGACACUGGUGCCGUGGGCUGGCGCUCCGUGCUCUGCCCAGAGCUCUCUCUGUGCCCACAGGGGGUGCCCAUGGUCCCUGGGGUGCCCAGGCUGCUCCACACCCUCACACCCACCCCAGCCACGCCUCAGCAGCUUCCUCUGUCCACAGGCACCUUGCAGCUGCCUGAGCCAGCUCAGAGGGACAGCAAAAUGUUUGCAGAAUAUUUAUAUUUAUAAAUAAAGAGCAGCAGCACAAUCAGUUGUGUUGUACUGGCAGCAAACUCACAUGGGUGCCACUGCAGGGCCUGGGGGUCCCCUGGGUGCUGAGGGGCUGUGGGGAGCCCCACGACGCCACUGAUUCUAAUUUGAUUUUCACUGUAUGUGUUAUCCAUGCUGUAAGCAACGCCGUGUCCCUGGACAUGACCCUUUGUGGUGUUUUUGCAAAUUCAUAUUAA
This is a messenger RNA of Passer domesticus (house sparrow), 1286 nucleotides long. RefSeq lists its product as uncharacterized. The record is from RefSeq and is a predicted model, not a curated record. Lineage: Eukaryota; Metazoa; Chordata; Aves; Passeriformes; Passeridae. Bases 148 to 768 code for a protein of 206 amino acids. The transcript is spliced from 4 exons.